AUGUAUUCAUCGUCUUCAUCGUCGCGCCGCCGCCGCCGCCGCCGCCUCGAAAACAUUCCGUGCUCGGCGCUCCCGCCCGGGGCCCGCACCCCGGACACUUUAAAAAGACCCAGGUGGCCCCGGAGGCGAGGUGACUCCCCCCCUCCCCUGCGUCGCGUCGCGCGGCUGCUCCCGCCCCAGCUGGGCCGAAGAUGGAGUGGCGGCGGCGUUUGUCCUCGAGACUUCCUUGGAUCUGGGGGCAAACGCGCCGACAGUUCGGACGCGGGUCUGGCUGGUUUUGCUUCGUUUUAUUGCAUUUUAUUACUAAUUAAAAAGCUUCGCGUUCACCGUCGUCCCAGCCCGCUUUCCUCCUGGCUCUCCCCUCCGCCCCUGCCCCUGGCCAGCGAUCUCCCGAACCCGGCUCCUCCGAAGCCUCUUUCGGGCCCCGCCGCCCCCCUCGGGCCUCCCCGGCCCCCGCCCCCUCCCCUUCGCCCCCACCCAACCGCUCUAGCUUCGGGCUUCGCGGCUCAAAAACAACAGCGGCAGCGCCGCCAGCUCCGCGCUCAGCCACUGCCCCGGCCGGCGGGCGGGACUCGGACCCGCCGCCCUCAGUCUCGCGCGGAGCUGCGGGGAGCAGCGCGCGGGGCACUGGGGAGGUGGCGCCCGGGCAGCCGUCCCAACGCCCGGCGCCCCGCACCUCGCCUCCCUCGGGCAGGCCCGCGCUCUCCUGCCUCCGCGGUCCUAGCCCUCAAAUUCGGAGGUGCGGCAACGGAGGGGCAAGGCUGGCGCAGGCCGGGUGUCGGGGCCCAGGGCCCUGGUGGGGAUGGUGAGAAUUGCCCUGUCGAGCAUGUUUGGGAUUCAAGAAUGAAUUGGAAGCAAACGGAAGAGGUGACAUCCCAGCGCCCUUUCAAGUACCGGGGUUCCGCCAGGCUCCGGGACUUGGGCUGCCUGCAGAGUCAGCCUGAGCCGGAGAGGGGUCCUGGGCAGCCGUGCGGGGUCUCUGUUGCUCCGAGGGGGUCCGGGCGGCGCCCCUCCCCUUUGUUGUGCAGUGAGACCAGUGGGGCCUCCUCUGGGAUCUACAUUCGGAGCCCCGUGCCCUUUCCAAAACGGAGGUGAACUGGCAGUGUCCAAGGAGCUACCCCGAGACCCCAGAGUCCUAGCAGAGACACCCUGAUGCCGAGGGGUGCAUGGCCCACGCUACCCCAGAGGAGAAGCCUGAAGAAGCCCCGCUUGUCAAAAGCCAGCGGCAGCUCACUGGGCCUUCCGCCCUGGCCUCUCUGUAGUCCGAAUUGCUUCCCUGCUGGGAUCCCAACCCCGACAGAGCCCCUACUGCUGGAGGGGAUGGAUCCCCCUCACCGCCUAGGAUGGAGAAGGCACUCUCUGCCCGGCUCUGGUGCCCACCGGCUGCCACCUCCACUGUUUCCAGCCCUCGGUGAGUGUUGCCCGUGGUGGCAGCGCGGAAUUCACCCGCAGCUCAGUCUCAUGGCCCACCGCCUUUCGGCUGCCUGUCCCCCACCCCCAGCCUCCCCCGCCUUGUCCUGUCCCAAACCCUGACCAUCUUUCCUGGAGACUGGGCAAAGAACCGCUGGGAUCAGAGGGUUCCUGGGCCUUGCUACUGGCCCCUCCGGGGCUUGCAGGAGAGUAGGGCAUGGCUGCAGGUCCUAGCGGGCUCAGCCCUCCCCUCUGCCCCUCUGCCCAGGGUGUGUGAGGGGAAGGGUCACUGGGAGAGGAAGGAAGGUGGCUGGAGUCCUUCAUUUGGAACUGUCUGCCCCACCCAACCACUGCAGGCUCUAGCUGGAGCAGAACAGGGCUGGGCACUGGCCAGAGAAAACACAAGGUCACCCUCAUACCUCCGUACCCCAUAUUCUCCCAUCUCGUUUAGGCCAAGGGUGCUACAAUGGCUCCUAUGAAGCACCCCCACCUGCUGUGAGGGUCCCUUCCCCACCCUGAUCCCCACCUUUGCACUGUUUCUCCCACCCGGAAGGCACCAGCAGGACCCGAGGUCAGGAAGGCCCAGCUUCCUUCUGGGGGUGCUCCAGCUCACUCAGGACCUCUCCACGCUCCCUCCCUCAGCUAAAGAGGUGAUUAAAAUUGUGGAGCACCAUUCAGACUCGGAUCACACCCUCACCAGCCCGGGGAAGGAGGGCAGGUGUCCUGCAGAGAGAGCCAGUUGGUGCCCUUGUCUCUUUCCAGUGGUCCCCCAGGGCCCUGGAGGGUGGGGGGGGGGGCUCAGCUCAGAGCCUGCCUGGGGAGGGGUAAGCUAGCGAUUAGGGAUGGCCAGGAAGGCAGCUGAGGUACUGACACCCCCAGGGCACUCUCUCAAAUCAGCCUCGUCAACUAAAGAAGCCCCAGCAGGCCGUCCCCAAGGCCAUGGCCCUGGCCUGGCCAGGCCCUGCCCCCGCGUGGUGAGACUUAGACCUGACCAAGAGCAAGCAGGUCAGGCUUCAGGGAGAGUACUGGGGAGUGAAGGGGUGGAACAGAGAAAAUCAGAGACAGGUCCUCCCGGCACCCAGCUCCACGUCCUGUCCCCCUUCCCCCCCAACUAUCCCCCUCCCUGCUGACAUUGGGAGUCUUGGGGAAACAAGCCGGGCCAGUGGAGGCAGAAGAGGGGCAGUUUUCAUUUCAAUAGUACUAAAAGGUUGAAAGGCUGUUUUUCAAAGUAAGCUAAGCUUUGGGGAUUCUCACGGCUGGUGCAGGGACUUCGGGACCCCGCACUGGGGUUGGGGGUGCAGAAGUGCCACCCAUCCCCGUCGUUCCUGGUGCCCUCCUCAGGGGCACUUCCAACUCUGUCAGGCCAUCAGAGGGUGGAUGAGGUGUGGGCAGCCGUGUGCUCUACACCCUAUGAAGUUUGGGAGCGGACUUCAACCCUGGGGUCUAGGGCACAGAGAGGGGACUUUUCCCAGCAGCUUCUGCCACAGUCUAGAAUCCUGCUUCAACCCAGAGCUCAGCCCACUCCCAGCCUUCCCAGCAAGAGAGGAAGUAUGGUUGGAGACCCAAGACCAGCUGAACUCCUUUGGGAAAAGGCUGGGUUUGGAAGGGAGCACGUGAAGUUAGCCCUGCAGGGCUGUCAGAAGCCUCUGUGGACCUGGGGCUCCCAGGAAACCCAGACCAAGGCGUCGUGCACUCCCAGCGUCCACACUUCGGGGCUAGAAUGUCUCUUUGCUGGCCAGGAAGGGGCCCCAUGCCCACUUGUGGAGGCCUGGUCUCUGGAGAGGAGGUCUGUAUGGUGAGGUUUGAGUGCCUGGAGGUGCAGGGUCCGAGAUGCCCAGCUGCCCAGUCAAGGUCUUCAGGCCCAGAGAGCCCCUCUGCUGACUGCGGCUGGGAGGUGGGAAUGGGCAGCCUACGAACCAGAUGCAGUGACCCUGCUAGGUUCCCCUCUGUGCUCGCUGAACUUGACCACCGGCUUCAGGGACUCAGUCUCCCAGCUCCAUCGGAUUCUGGGUCAAGUUUUGUUCAUCCUCAGACUCCUGCUCUGAAAAACAGUAGCUGGGGAAAUAAAAGCAGGCUCCAUUAGUUUAUAAGCCAGCUCCUCUCUGAGUUCCGGAACUGCCCCAGGAGGGGGUCCAGACCACCAGUCUUGCCCCACCCCCAACUUGGGGCCAGGCGUCCGGCUGAGACGGAGGUCUCCCUCUCUGGGCACAUUCUGCCCAGAAUGGGAAUGGCUCCUAUUUGAGCAGCAGCAGGAGGAAGACCACGAGGGACGCUUAGGGACAAGGAGUAUGGUUCCCAACUACACAGAGAAGAAAACAGAGAUAGUCUCGGAGCUCAGCAGGGGACCCUUCGGGGACUGAAUGCCUUCCAGCCUUGGGUGAUCGGGGUUUGGUCCAGCAAGGGGGUGGGGGGCACAGACAACCCACAGAGCCCUUUCUUCCCCAGCCGGACCUCCACACCGGCCUGCCAUGGGUGCUACCCCAGCACUGCGCCUCAGCUGGAACCACAGGCUCCUCCCUGGACCCUGGGGCUGAUAUUUCAGGCCCCUGUUUGACCCUCUUCCUACCCCAGACCGAGAGGCACUUGCUGUGACCCAGGCAAGGUUACAGGACAGAAGGACACAGGUCCUGAUUUCUGGCCCAGCGAGUUCAGAAGCCGUGUGCCAAAGCCGUUCCCUCUGCAGCUCAGAGCAGACGCCUCCUGGCCGGGCACCCACACCAACUCCCUGCUUCUGUAGUGGGUUGCAGAGAGGGUCCGGACGCUUCCAACCAAGACUUCCCGGGAAUGUGAACCAUGCAGCAGAUUCUGAACAAACCCCAGAUGUUCGGAACCGAGGCUGGGGGACGCUGUCUUCUGUACACAGGCAACCUCCUGGGAGGGCCUGCUGACUCUUCUGCCUGGUCCUGGAGUCCUGGCCUGGGCGCCACUGCUCAGGAACACAGGUGCCUGGGAAUCGCAGCAGGGGUCUGCCCCAGGCUUUGGGAGGAGGCGUGUAACCGGGACUUUCGUUUUCUUUUUCUUUUCUUUUUUUUAAAAAGAGAUUGAGGCUGUGGGCUUGACCUCCCUCCUUUGAGCCAGGUGGGAGAUGGCUCCGGAAUCCCGGCCCAAACUGGCGCCCCAGGAAGCGCAGGAGGCGCCCGGCGACUCCUUCCCCGCGGCGCGCCAAGCGGGCCGAACUCCGCGGCUGAGUCGCGCGGCUCCAGUCACCGCGCGCGGGCUCGGGCUCCGGCCUCGGAGAGCGGUAAACGGAAUCGGUUUCCCACGGUUUCCCUCUUCAUCCCAGGGCCUUUCAAAAGCCGCUCACGAAUUCCGCCGUCCAGUUUAGGAGGAUUCUGAGCCUCGCGUUCACCCCGCGUCGCCUGGAAAGGGGACCCUCGCGCCGCCCGCAUCUCCGGGCCGCCCGCCCGCGCACGCGGGGAGCAACUUCGUUCCCCUGAGCGCCCUGGCCCCGCGGCGCGGGCAGAGCUCCGCCCGGCAAAGGUGGCACCGUGGUCGCUCCAGAACGCUGCCUGCGUGGACGCGGCCGCCGCCUUCUGCUCCCGGUUCCGGCUGCGCGCGGGCAGAGCCCUAGAAACAACGAAAACGGCGAGCAGCGUUGCUUUCCGGACGUCGGAGUCCCGGAAGCCUCUGGGUGCGAGCCGGUCCUCCGUGUCCCUAGACGCCCCAGAGCCGAGCUCACCGCCGGGCCGCCAGUACCGGAGCAGACUCCCCCAGUCGGCUUGCCGGCAAUCCACGCCUCGGUUUGCAAAGCCCUCUCCUCCGGACCUUGGUCCCUGCCACACCGCCCUCCCCCAGCCCCGACCCCGACCCCGACCCUGACCCCGUUAGUUUGGAAACCAAAUUUCGCCUUUGGUCCCGCUGCAGACGUGACCUCGGAGGAGGAGCUGCGGGGAGAUGCUUCUCUGAACCUCAGUUUCCCCACCUGUGCAACGGAGCCAUAUGUUCCUGCGCCCCUCCCGGGGUUGAUGUGGGAUUGGCGGGGAGAGAGAACCUGGAAAACACCCGACGGGGCCCAUUUCUGCCCACCUUUUGGGGCCAGGUUUGCGCCGGUGGGGUUCAGCUGUCGUGCACUGACCAGAAGGGCCCCAGGUUGCUCCUAGCGAUCGCCGCCCUCCCGCCAUCUCCUCCAUCUCCCCCCCCGCCCCCCCCCCCACGCUGCCCUCACCCCGGAACUCCCCUCUCCGGGGGCGCGUGGUGGAGGUGUGAGGGUCCUGCUUGGCGCCUAGGCAUCUCCGCUCAGCCUCUAGCCGGGGUGUUGCUAGCCCUGGACGGUUCUCUCAGGUUCCUUUGAGGCCCCGCGUGCAGAAAGAUUUUAAGGCAACAGGCUCCUACUCUCCGGGUGGUACCACCGGACACCCCGGAUCUCGCAAAGGGUGGGUGAUGGGACUGACCCGGGACGGGACAGGAUUACAGCUGAGCUUCUAGAAGGGAAUUUACCCCUCCCUACCCCCUCCAUAUGCCAACGUAGGGGGUGGCCAGCUUGUCUGGGAGGGGCCCUGGGGCAUGUGACCUGGGUUUAAAGAUCAUCCUGGGGACUUCCUUGGUGGUCCAGUGGUUAAGAGUCUGCCUAGCAAUGCAGGGGCGCAGAUCCCUGGUCAGCGAGCUAAGAUCCCACAUGUCAAGAUGCAGGGCCAAAAGAUGAAAAUUAAAGAAAAAACUAUCAGCCUUAAACUAUGAAGCUGAGCGGUAAGGGAGAGAAUUGAGGAUCUGAAUGCCUUCAUUCAGGGGAGGGGCAUGGCCUGCUUAAAAUGUCCAGACUGCUCACUGCUUCUGGACAAGACCAUUGGAGGGUAAGGGGUGGCCGGGGGGGACCAAAUGGACAGCCUCUCCCCAGGUCCCUUUUACCUGCUGCUAAACCAGUCAUUGCAGGAAGCUCUUGUGAACAAGCAAGAAAACAGAAGAGCCCAGGACUGCCCCAGGCAGGGGAAAAAAUUACCCCUCGUGCUGCCAGACCCGAAGCUGAUGGAAUCGGUCGAGGAUUACCGUCCCCUGGGGCAGGGCCGCCUGCUUCUGCUUAAGGCACCCAGAGCCCACAACCCUGGGGCUGCAGGGAGGGAGCGGGCACUCGCGGUUCUUGGCUCCGCUGCCCCUGCCAGGACUUCUCCACCUCUGAGGCAGUGGGGCUCCCUCCACCUCCGCCCUCGCACAUCCGCAGGAGGUUCCCUGGUGAAGGAAGGACCAGUGGUGGCCAGAGUGGCAGGUCAGGGGACCUCACUGAGGACUGAGGGGCUAGGGUAGCAGCCCCUCCCUCACGGGAGUCCCCCCACCCCCGCUGUGGUAUUAGUGAAGUUAUUAUGAGUGUCCUGCCGGGUAGGGGGCAGCAGAGGGACUGCCUGAACACUGCCCCCGCCACUCACACAGGACGCCCCCUGCUUCCCUUCCAGGACAAGCUGGCAGCUUUAGGGGCUGAGGGGAGGGAGCAGAUCAGAGGAACUUAGCUUAGUCAGAGCCAGAGGCUUCCCCAUUCUACCCGGGGCUCCGGGGCAGCCCCCCUCCAGCUUCCUAGGCGUCCCAGUUUCCCACAGUGUAAUAUGGAGGUGAAAAAGUGGGUGUUGUGGGCAUAGCUGCAGGCAAGUUUGCUGCCUGGUGCCUCCUGGGAGCUCAGGUUUUUGGAGCUGGGACAGCUAGCAGCAGGGUUCCCUGCGCCCUCUACCCCUCCUCUCCCAGAACCAAAGCCUGUUCCUCGGGCUCUGACCUGGAUUCAUGGAGGGCUGUUCCCUGUUCCCUUGCUGGAUACAGAGGGCCAGUGGGACCAGGACGAAGGACAGGGCUCCUGGGAGCUGUGGGUUCCCCUCCCCCUGCAGCUCUUCAUGGGUUUCCAGAGUCAGGCCCACCCUGACUUCAGCUCCUCUCACAGGUCACCAUGUGCCUGCUGAGAGGCCGAGGCUCUCAGACCAUGUGCAGACUGCAUUUAUUCAUUCAGUCAUUGACUUAUGGCCAGAAGCCCUGGUAAGGCUGGGGCUCCUGAACUUACAGCCAAACGGUGCUGAGCUGAAGUGAAGGCUGUUUGUUCCCGCACACCUGCAGCUUCCAGAGCAUCUUACCCUGCCCUCCCCCUGCUCCCUCAGGGUCCCAGUGCCUGCGACUGUGCUUGGAGCUCAGUGAGUGAAAGAAUGAAUGAAUGAAGAGGGCUGAAUGAGUUGAAAGUGACCCUGGGAUCCCCAAAGGCUGAUCUCAGCCCUAGAAAUGGGGGAGGGGAGGUCCAGGUGACCUUCCAGGCCGUGGCCAUGGGGCCACAGCCCUGUGCUGAGCAUCCUUUCCCUGCCCUGCAUCAAGCAGCCCGUGCCAAGUGACAGGGAUGCAGCAGUGAGCAAACCACCCAAGUGCCCUGAUGUGCAGCGCAUGACUUGGAAAAGGGAAGACCACUUGCUCAGGGGUGAGUGAGUGGGUGGGGUCAGCCGGGUGCUGGGGACAGCGGACACUGGCAGAAAGAGCAUCCUCAGGAGACAUAUGGUCUGGCCCUAAGUUCACUGGCCUGGAGUAUGGAGCCUAAGGGGUACUGGGGCUCCAGAGCCAGGCAGGGUGCUGGCGGCUGCCCCAGUCACUCCCACCCUUGGGCUCCAUCCCAGUGCAUAUGGCCCUAAUCCCACACCGUGGAACCCCAGUGAGGAGACACUGGUGCUCAGAGGAGCGAGGACUUUCCCGGGAGGCAGGGCAGUGGGAGUCACCUGGCUGACACAGAGCCCUGCUCCAGGUGGCCCAUGAAGGAUGUCUGCAGAGGGAGGGGUUUCCAUCUGGGACCUUUCCUGGUUUCAUGCCCUGCCAGAAUUGUGAGCUCCAAAGGAGGAUCCUGACGAUGACCGAGAUGUUUAUUUGCCUGUGUCCAGAAAGGCUUGGCUGCCAGAGUUUGUAUUUCCUCAGAGUCUAGCUGUUGCUGGAGAGUCAGGACCCCUCUCAGUGUGGACAUCCCAGGGCCAUUCUGGGGCACAGACCAGUGGCUUUGGGGGCCUGGUUUGGAGCCAACAUUUCAAGCAAGUCAGGCUUAGAAUCUGGGCUUCUGGGAAGAAAUUUCCAAUCAUGAAAUGUGUCAUUUGAAAAAAUAUAUGUGUCAGUUAAGUGUGCACUGAGCCUGGACCACAUGGGAUAGGGUUGUUCUAAUAAACACGAAUAAGCCCGUUUUCACAUUAGAGAAAUAACAGUUUCAAGUAGAAAUGUGGUGCUUUUAAAAGAGGUUAAUUAAUAAACAGCAGGUAAUUGUUCAUGGCACAUGGUGGCAGAGGGUAAUUUUCAUUUUAGAGGAGAGAAGGGCCAAAUGCCCCCCCAACUCAGAUUUUUUGUGUAAUAAUCACCUUGGCUUCACCUCCGCCUUUAAUUUUUACAGCUGGAGCUGUUUAUCAUCGCUCCAACUUUCACUAAAAAGGAAAAACUAUCACUUAAACAAAGCCAUUGAAAACUCAGCAUCAUAUGUGGAUUUCUUAACAUAAAUAAAUCAUACAAACCAAGAUUUAUGUUCUCCCAGUGAUGUCAUUCGCUGAAGGCUGCCUUCCCAAUCAAAUCAGUGGUUAGUGACUCUCCUUUUGUGUGUGUGCUUUUUGCGAAAUAAGAAAAGCAGCGCUGGCAUCCUGGCUGCUCUCUUUCUCUGCUCCGCCCAGGACAUCAGAAAGAUCUCUCCCUGCAUCAGCGCAACUGGGUCUAAACGGUGAGCACAGAUUCAACGCCACAGAUGGCAUUUCAAGCCUUUGUUUUUGAAAUGCAAGUUCUAAGUUGAAAGACUGUUAAGGCUUCCUGAAGGAUUUGCUCAGACCCCAGCAGAAGCUGGGGAGCCUGGGGGUCUCUCGGAGCCUAGGGUGAGUUUGGCUGCAGAGUCAUCACAUUGAAAUGAGCAAGGACCACGACCGUCACCUGUGAUGGGGAGAUGAGAUGUGGUCGCUCUGUAUAGUGGAGGAAUGUCAGUCACAGCAAAGAACGAAGCCCUGAUGUGGACCACAGUGUGCACGAAGUCGGCAAACGAAGCGAGUCAGAGCAGGUCACAUACCAUUCCAUUCCACCUACGUGACAUGUCCAGGAUGGGCAAAUCCACAGAGACAGAAAAGAAACAAGUGGUUGCCAGGGUAGGGGAGAGGACAUGGUGGGUGACUGCUUCCUCGGCACAGGAUUUCCUUCUGGGAAGAUGAAAAUGUUCUGGAAACAGAUGCCCACUUUAUUUAUUUACUAAAGUCUUCCUUGUUUGUUUGUUUUUAUUGGCUGCACCGGGUCUUAGUUGCAGCACAUAGGAUCUUCAUUGCAGUAUCCAGGAUCUUUAGUCGCAGCAUGCAAAGUCUUUGUUGCAGCAUGUAGGAUCUAGGGGUCAAAUCUGGGUCCUCUGUGUUGGGAGAGCAGGGUCUUAGCCACUGGACCACCAGGAACAUCCCAGACAGCCCACUUAAAAAUGGAGACCGUCGUACUAUGUUAAUUGUGUCUCAAUAAAUCUGUUAUUUAAAAAUCA
Messenger RNA from Cervus elaphus (red deer), 9835 nucleotides. Its product is annotated as translation initiation factor IF-2-like. Bases 1 to 1095 code for a protein of 364 amino acids. Lineage: Eukaryota; Metazoa; Chordata; Mammalia; Artiodactyla; Cervidae. The record is from RefSeq and is a predicted model, not a curated record. The transcript is spliced from 3 exons.